GCGUGGAUUUCCCGGAUGGAGCUGCGGCGCCAUCUUCACGCCUCUGCUCACCGGCGAGUCUUCGGCUCAGCGGAGCGACAGAGCUGUUGCUGAUCCACCGCCAGGACUCUCCGAGCAGCCCGAUUAUCGUCCCCUAUUUCCCCACCGGGACGCUGAACGCAGCCCUCCCCGCUACCGGAGCACCAUGGCGGACAGAGAGAACCUGGUGUACCAAGCCAAACUGGCCGAGCAAGCGGAGAGAUACGAUGAAAUGGUGGAGUCGAUGAAGAAGGUGGCCAGCAUGGACGUGGAGCUGACGGUGGAGGAGAGGAACCUUCUGUCCGUCGCCUACAAGAACGUGAUCGGCGCGCGGCGAGCGUCCUGGAGGAUCAUCAGCAGCCUGGAGCAGAAGGAGGAGAACAAGGGCGGCGAGGACAAGCUGAAGAUGAUCCGGGAAUACCGGAAAACGGUGGAGAAAGAGCUGAAAUCAAUCUGCAACGACAUCCUGGACGUUCUGGACAAACACCUCAUCUUAGCAGCAACCACCGGAGAAUCCAAGGUUUUCUACUACAAAAUGAAGGGAGACUACCACCGGUACCUGGCGGAGUUCGCCACGGGCAACGACAGGAAGGAGGCGGCGGAGAACAGCCUGGUGGCGUACAAGGCGGCCAGUGACAUCGCCAUGAUCGAACUUCCUCCAACGCACCCCAUCCGCCUCGGCCUGGCACUCAACUUCUCUGUUUUCUACUAUGAAAUCCUGAACUCGCCGGACCGGGCCUGCAGGUUGGCGAAGGAAGCGUUCGACAACGCCAUCGCGGAGCUGGACACGCUGAGCGAGGAAAGCUACAAAGACUCCACACUUAUCAUGCAGUUGCUACGGGACAACUUGACGCUAUGGACCUCAGACGUUCAGGGAGACGACUGUUGAGGAGCCUCCUCUUCCUCCCCUCCUCUCCGUUAGAACAGUGUGUUUAGCGAAGAACAGAACAAAGAAGCGCCGCAAGACGCGGAGGAAGAAGCCCAGUGAGACUGAACAACUCAAGACAAACCCUCCUCUUCCUCUUCUCUCUCCAUUUUUUCUUUCUCGUCCCAGAACCAGCUCUGGUUCCGGCCGGGUUCAGCCCACCAUCUUCCUCUUACCCUGACAUGCACGUCUCCUGUCUGUCCCCUGAGGGUCCUCCCCGGCCACUAGGGGGUGUCCUACCCUUCUUCUCUCUCCGUUAAUCAUCCUCUGCGACUUUUUUCUAUUUUUAUUUCGCUUUCUUUGCUGCAUCAUCUGUUGCCAAGUCCGCUCGCCUGUAUUUGUACCACAUCUGCAAGGCUUUAUUUAAAGAUGAAACUCGUUUUUGUUCCUGUGUGUGUUCAUGAUGCGCGUCGUCUCCAUGCUGUCGGUUUGAAACUCUUCAGUCCUCAUGAUUAGAGACUCCAGCUGAGUCUUCAGGGUUCCCUCAUCUCAUCCUGUCUCUUCCUCCUCUUCUUCCUCCUCCUGUUGGGUAUGUGUAACGUGAAUCUGAUUUGUACUACUGGAUAUUCUCACCGGAGCCACAAGUACCAUCUGUAUUCUUUCUGAAACGCAGCAUGGAAAACAUUAAACUUCAAACUGAAAACUUCAA
Messenger RNA from Poeciliopsis prolifica (blackstripe livebearer), 1592 nucleotides. RefSeq names its product 14-3-3 protein epsilon. The record is from RefSeq and is a predicted model, not a curated record. Gene Ontology annotation, cellular component: cytoplasm. NCBI's taxonomy places the organism in Eukaryota, Metazoa, Chordata, Actinopteri, Cyprinodontiformes, Poeciliidae. The transcript has 7 exons. Gene Ontology annotation, biological process: signal transduction. Bases 185 to 907 code for a protein of 240 amino acids.